This is a messenger RNA of Gigantopelta aegis, 7568 nucleotides long. RefSeq names its product transmembrane protein 131-like. The record is from RefSeq and is a predicted model, not a curated record. The coding region runs from base 1 to 5664 and encodes 1887 amino acids. Gene Ontology annotation, cellular component: membrane. NCBI's taxonomy places the organism in Eukaryota, Metazoa, Mollusca, Gastropoda, Neomphalida, Peltospiridae. The transcript has 38 exons.
AUGGCGCGGUUGGAUGUUUACUCUACGGAUAGAGUGCUAGACUUUUUACAUUUUUUACUUAUUUUACAAACAUUACAACCAUUUUCUUCACAAGUUGAUGCAGUUGAAAGUCACGGUCAAGCUUUUAUUCAAACAGACCAACACCUAACAUACAUAGUUGGAGAUAUCAGUGGAAUCCCUUUAGAAAUAAAACCUGGUUAUCCAGAUUCAUUAUCAAUACAAGAUGACAAAAUUUUUUCCAGUAGUCUUAGAUUGGAUCCGUCCAUGCUGGAUUUUCAAGAACAGCCUGUGGGGAUGCCACGAAUUGAGAGGGUUAUAGUUCAAAAUAAUGAUCCAAAAAAUAAUUUACAUUUGCUGUCCAUAUCGGGGAGCACAGUUCAUUUUCAUUGCUCAUUUUUUCAAGAUAAAAUUGUACCCCCUGGAGGGAACACUACAUUUGAUGUGGUAUUUCUAGCCCGCCAAGUAGGAAAUGUGGAAAAUACUCUAUAUAUUCACACUUCCAUAGGGUCAAUAAAAUAUCAGGUUUUUGGGGUUGGUAUUCCAAACCCUUACCGGUUGCGACCCUACUUAGGAGCAAGGGUACCUCUCAACAGUAGUUUUUCAUCAUUGAUACAAAUGCAUAAUCCUCAUAAUGCCAAGUUGCAGCUUUUGGAAAUGUUUUCAAGUGAGGGUGAUUUACACCUGGAGCUGCCCUCAGGGGAUAAGGAAGGCUCUCGUGAAUUAUGGGAGUUGCAGCCUUUUGAAACCAAAUCUGUAAUGCGUGCUAAUUUUAUUGGGAGGGUUGAAAACAACCAUACAGCCUUUAUUAGGAUCAAAACAGACAAGGAGAAAAACACUGAGACUCUAAUCCUGCCUGUAGAAAUAGAGGUUACAUCAGAACCUGGCAUCUAUUCCCCAAUAGAAUUGAUAGAUUUUGGCAUUUUGAGAACUUUAGAUGCACCCAAAACAGUGAAACUGAACUUGAUAAACACAGGAUCAUCUGCUAUUCAUAUUACAAGCAUUAGUGUUUCACCAAGCAACAAGGCUAUAAGUAUAGAUUUUCGACCUCUGAAACUUCAGCCUGAUCCAAAUAGACACACCACAGUAGCUCACAUAACAUUCAAUGCUGUCAAAGCUUUGCAUUCAAAACAGUGGACAGGAAAGAUCAUAAUAAAGACCAAGAACAGUUCUCAGAAAUUGGUGCUACCUUAUCGAGCAGAUGUGUUGCAUGGGUCACUGGUGUACAACGUGAACACUACAUUCUUCUUCAGUGCUAAGAAAUUGAGAAAUGUUACUCGAGAGCUCUCCAUGACAAAUACUUUCAACUUUUCCAUUGUUAUUUACAAUGUCACACUUCCACCUGGUAUCGGUCAAUAUUUUUCUAUUCUAAAUUUCUCUCAACCUGUGAUACUCCUACCCCAGCAGACGGCCACCCCGUUUCUGUUGCGCUUCCAUCCCAAUGCAACUCAGCUUCACUUUACAACAACACUCACCAUACACACAAAUGCAUCCAAGUUCGAGAUCCAGAUCAUAGUCUACAAUGGGCUUUUCAAGGUGAUUCAUCAUCGCCCUGAGAAAUUCAAAGGACAGCUAGAUUUUGGAACAAUGGGAGUAGGAGAAACAAGAAGCAUGAUAUUUACACUGCGGAACGAUAACCCAGUGGAUAUUUUUGUAGGUGAAUACAGUUCCAACAUAAACAGAACCACUAUAGAAAUACUGGGUAUAGAGAAAGGAAAUGGCACAACACUGACUAGGAUUCAUAAUAUAUCAGAAAUUGAUUUGGAUCCACUAAUCAUUAAACCGUACCACUAUGCAGUGUUCAGUGUCAAUGUUAUGGCCCCAAACGAGGAAGGGGCAUAUGCAGCAGAAGUUUUAAUAGUUACUCAGUUUCAGGAUAUUUUUAUCCCAGUUACCUUACGAACUGCUGAGGGUAGUCUUCAUGCCAUUCCAGAAAAGUUUGUUUUUGAGAAAGUUUAUCCAGGGAAAAUUCCAUUUAAAGUACUGCAGAUCCAUAGUACGUUUGAGGACAUGAUGGAGGUCACACAGGUGACCUUUCAGCCAGCGGAUACUAGGUUCCACUUCGUACCUCAAAACGACAACAUUGUUCUGCUGAAACCUCAUGAGCAUAAUGUGGUUGGAAAAAUUUAUUUUGAUCCCAAGAAAGAAUGCAAUGAAGAAUGUUAUGUAGGGUUACCAACAUACACACCAGCUGGUCACCAGUGGCUUCUUGGGCUGUCGCUGGACAAAGAGGUGGCCGACACAGAUCAGUAUCUUUACACCCGAUUACAGCAGAAGUGGGAAUCCUUACAAAAAUCAGAACAAAGCAUAGCCAAUGUGACCAUAGAGUUAGACACAAACCAUGUGCGGGGUUUUUUAUUCUCGGCACAGGCACAUCUGCACUGGCCAUCACUGGUCCGUAGGUGCAAGAUCAAGUUUCCUUUGACACAGAUAGGGAAUACAUCUUAUUCUGAUUUUAUUGUGGAAAAUCCGGGAGAUGUGCCUGUGCUGAUUCAGAUUCUGCCACUUUCCCUGUAUCCUAAUCCACACACCAUUAUUGAUCUUCUCAGUCAGAGAUUGUCAACAGAUCUUACAGAUUUCAUUGAAACAGAGGAUCUAGAAACUUUUACCUUACAAGAUCUUGAAGAAUUCAAUACUACUCAAGAGUUCCGAAAGACCAUAGAAAGUACACUUGGAGUAAAAGCUCAUCCACAAUCCAUUACUGCUGUACUGCAGCCAAAUGCGAAGAUGAAAAUUAAAAUAGGAUUUCACCCAAAGGAUGACUUCUCUAGGACAUCUGUCAUCCUCAUUAGAAAUAAUUUGACCAUAUUAGACACUCUGGUGGUUCAGGGGCAGGGUUGUCGUGGCGAGAUGAGAUUCAGCAACAAAAAACCAGGCUCGAAUUACCCACUGUUGUUCGACAUGAACGACAAGCAUCUAAAAAACUGUGAUAUCUCUGAUAAGAAGCAAAGCAAAAGUAUGAUGCCUCAUUUUACUGUGCGGAGAACAUUUACGCUGCGGAACACAGGGGAUCUUUCGUUUUAUGUGAAGGGAUUUAGCAUAAAUGAUGCAGCUUGUGAAGGCUAUGGAUUUAAAAUACUCGAUUGUGAUGGUUUUGAAAUGCUACCAAAUACAAGCCGCAAAAUCGAUAUAGCCUUUACACCAGACUUUACAAUGUCACGUAUUCGGAGAUCUCUGACAAUACACACUAGCCUGGGGCCUCCAGCAAACUACACACUUCAGGCAACAGUUCCAUCAUAUCUGCUGUCCAAAUGCUCUGCAGCGUUACCCCGCCCCAACUGGGAACCGGUGCUAUAUUACUCAAUCGUAUGUGUCAUGAGCUUUCUGCUCUUCUGCAUACUUGUGGCAGCGUAUUUUGAAGCAGACAGAAUAAUAGUAGCCGACAUCCUGAAACGCAAAAUUAGAAUGAAUAAUGGUACUCAACCCUUUGAGAAAGGAAAAGUUUUCGACCUGAGAAAUGUUGCCGGUUUACAGCUCAAUCUUAAACCUGCAAACCCGGUACCAGCACCGGAAUUGAGGCCUGUCCCAAGGCAGAUGGUGGAAGUUAAUGGCCAUAUUGAAUACAGACAACAGAAUAAAGAACCCUUCCUUGGCAGCAUACUCAGUUUGCUAAGAAAUCUCAUUCCACAAAAAGUAUUCUCCUCUCGGAAGCACCAUGUGGACCGGCAGACUUCUCGAGAGAAGGAAACUAAGCCAGUUCCUGAACAGAACUCUCUUAAACCAGUGACCAGUGAUAAAGACAAACAACCUUCUACCCCACCGAUACUACCGGAGAGCACAACUGAGAAAUCUCUUAGUGUGCAUAGGCUGAGAAAGACCAAGUCUUCUCAGAAGCGUCACAGUGAUCCCAAUACGAGCGAUGGGCACGCUCUGUUGGGAUCAGGUGACCGAAAGGUGAGAGACUCCACUAAUACAGACAACAAGAAGACAACCGAUAACGAAAUGGCUGAUGGAGAUGCUUCACAGCACACACGAUCCUCAGUCACCCAUAAAUGGGAAUCAACCAAUGACACAACUGACAUUGUCAGCGAAACUUUUGUCAAAGAAGACAUCAAUGCGAAUCGACCAGUAAAUAGACUGAAAUCUCGCAAGAAGAGCCGUAAUAGGAUGGAGCGAGAAUUUCUCAAGGAGAGAAUAGGAGUCCGUGAAAAUCACGGACUGGAUGAUAAAGAUGAGAUAUCUUCAACUACUACUGACUCUUCAGCAGGCGAUGUUGAAGAAAAGAACUCUAGUGCACGGGACUCUACUCCCGAGCCACUGAUUUCCUGCACAAUGACACGAAGAAACAAAAAGUUGAAGCCAAUCGAUAGAGCUGUAGCUGCUGUCUUGGCUGACGACUAUAAUGAUGAUGACCAUUUUGAACUCAAAUCGAAGUCAAAGGCUCACCGCAACAUUCGAGUGAACCCAAAAGAGACAUUUGGCGGAAAUGUACUUCGACCAAGUACUUUGGAGCUGCCUUAUACUCUUGAUCCAAAAAUAAUCAAAGACCAUAACAACCAGACAUCUGACGAGCCACUGAAAAAGCGAGCACCCAAACCUAAGACAAAGCUUAAAAGUGUUUCAUUGUUACAAGUGGUCACGAGCGACAGCAGCGACCAAGAUAAAGACUCUCCCCCGCCAUCAUGGGACGCGCCGAGUCUUGCACCACCUCCUGGUGACUUCAGUGAGCUUUCAAUACAGACAGAAACAUUUGCACAAAAGCAUCUGAAACCACUAGGCAGUGGUAACAACAACAUCAAUGGCUUUUCACCGGACGCUCUGUCCAGCUCUAGUCGGUCUAGCAGCUACAGCAGCAUCGUGAGCAGCAGCAGUAGUGAGGUUAAUGGACUGAAGACCAAGGCCAAGCAGACGACAAGUGAAGCCAAACGGCAGCCGGCAGGAUUCAACCCAUUUGGAGAUAAUGGUUUACCACUACCAGGUCCACUUGGAAUAAAGACGUCUCCACCACUGACAAAGCUGUCUACCACAGAAAAGUCUCGCAAUCCUUGGACAGGCAGUCCUCCAUCUCCUGAUAACAUUGGAUUUGGCCUUCAGACUAUAGAGGAAAAUGACAAGACAACAUUUGGCAGUCAGCCGUCGCCUGUGGAUACCUUUUCCAAUGGCGAUUAUGCCUUUAAUGCUGGAGUGGCAGGUGCUACAGACCCAAUGUACCCAGGAUACCUGACUCCUAUGGACCAGUUGACUAUGUCCAAACAACCUACGAUGAUGCAGCAAUUAAUGGCUGAUCGAAGACGGCGGUACCAAGAACAUCAGAUGAAGAUUCUUACCAAGGGUGAGGAUUGGCCAGGGUUUGACGUGCCACCAGUGAGAAGUGACAGUUUGUGGGACUCGGACUAUAAUCCCCUUAGACCUAACGCCUGGUCGGCUGCUACUGACUCACCACCUAAUCCUAAUGCUGGAGGAUUAUGGAAUGCUAUCACUAACUCGGCACAUAGUGGUUGGAAUUCUCUUCAAGCGAUCUGGAAUAACACGCCUACCUCCACUGCAUCUGUUCUUGAAAAAGAAAAACCAUGUGUCCCUGUGUUCAAUGACGGUGCUAACCCUCAAGUGACUACAUUCAACCCAUUCAACUCAAUGGCUGAUAUCUGGGGACCAAAUUCAACCAACAUACCUGCAGAUACAAACUGGGGGCAGUUUAUGCCAGAGAGCAAUGAAAAUAAGAAAUAAACACAAACUUAUAGUAGUGUGAUCUCCCUUACUUUAUUUACAUUUUGGAAAUUGAUUUUAUCAUCAUGUUGUAGUUUUAUAUUGUGUUUUAUCUGUGAUUUGAAACCCUUUGUGAAGUGAGAAUGUUAAAAAAAAUAGAGUUUUUCUUUUUGAGCAAUUAUUUAUGGAAAUGACAAAGCUAAGCAGUAUAUAGGUUUCAAAAUUUUCAGCUUAACUUGUUGCUAAUUGUUGUGUUUUGCUUUAUUUGUUUUGUGGUUUGAUAAUUGUUUAGUGAUUAUGUUUUUUAGAUAAUUUUAUUGUGUUAUUAUCAUUUUAAAUUUAAUGUUAAUUGCAAUAAUGAUACCAAGUGAGUAUCAUCAUAUAAAAAAUAGAUACUUGACCACUAGUGAUAAAUUACUUAUUUAAAAAAUAAAAAAAAUCAAUUUUUAUGAAACUUACUGUAAAACCAAAAUCUAAAAGUUUUGCAGUUGAUUUUUAUAUUUACAUAUCAAAGUUGUAAGCAAAGUGAUAAAGUUAUAUUAAAAUAAUAUAAAAAUCAUUGUAAUGCCAUUCUAUUUCUAAUAAAUUGUAAACCGAGUGUACUAUAUUUUAAUUUUGUUGAUUUGUAUGUUGUUUUUGAUGUACAUCUGUGAUAUAUUUUUGUUUUUUGUACAAUUUUUAUGGUAUUUUUAUUUGUUAAAAGUAAACGACAACUAAAGGAGUGUUAAAUAUUGUUAUGGUAUUCUUUUCAUUAUAUUGUAUGUUUUGUGAAAACAAGAUUUUAUUAUUAUUAUUUAGAUGUCCUACACGUUCUGUAAAGAUCCUGAUUUUAGUAACUUAUUAAAGACUUGACAGCAUGUCACAUUAACUGGCUUAUUUUUGUCAGUUCACUUGAUUAAUUAAAUCAUAGUCUUCUCUUUUUGUAGCAUGCACUCUGACCUCAAGCAGAUUGCAUAAUAAUUUAGUUCAUAAACAAUGAUAUUAUAACAAUAAAUUUCCUGAAGUGCAACCCUAAUCACCAAGUUUAUUUGUAUGACAGAACUUUGUGAGUAGGACUGCAUGACAUAAAUGUUGUUGAUAUAUCAGUUAUUAACGUUAUAGCUUAUAGUGUUGGUAUGCAUCAGGAUGAAUACAAAAGUGAAAAUACUUGUUUAUUUCAAAAAUGUUCCUUGCAUAAUAACUUUUGUUGUUCUAACAUUUAGCACUGAAAAGUAGAAUUUAUAAAUAUCCGUUGUAGGAAACUCGGUGAUUUUAAUAAAUAGAUUUUGGUUUGUGUUAGUUUUAAGUUCAAGUGUUACGCCUGCUUUUCCCAAUAAGUAAAGCAAUAAGUGGUUUGGGCUUGUUUUUUUUGUCUUUUAGGGGGUGGGUUUUGAAGGUGUAAUAGAUUUGGAAAAAUUCUGUUUAAGUCCAAGGUUAGAAAAACAAAAUAAGAAUAAAAUGUUUAUUUUGUUUAAAUAUGUAUCCGUGCAUGUUCUUUACUAUGUUGACAUGUAUGUUGUUUUGCUAUAAAAGUGCUGUGUUUAGAUAGUAUAUAUACUGUUUGUAUCUGGGGUUUUCCUUCUGUAUGUUGUAAGGGAGAUCACUCUGAAUGUAUUCUGUUUAUUUUUUGUUGUAAAAGAUUUUAUGGAAGUUGAACAAAAAACAACAACAAACCUGUUACGGAUUCAUAGUGAAUAGGUAAAUUUAGCAAACUUAUUUUUAAUAAAUGUUUUAUUAAGUCAGACAAGAAUGUAAGUUUAUUUUAUUUUAAUUAUUUGAGUAAAUACAGAUAAUCAUUUCCAUUUAGUCGAAAUAAUUCUUAUACCUUAUAUUGUUUAUAAAUAAUAUAUCUUCCUUAAAUUUGUAGUUAAACAUUCAAUACCGGUAUGGUUUAAUCUGGAUUUUUUUUUUUUUAAUCAGUUCUUUUUUUUUUUUUUUUUUUUUUU